Messenger RNA from Enterospora canceri, 345 nucleotides. The record is from the annotation of a GenBank genome assembly. NCBI's taxonomy places the organism in Eukaryota, Fungi, Microsporidia, Enterocytozoonidae.
AUGUGUCUUGAUGAAGUAGCAGAAUACCAGAAAUGCAUCCAUGAAUACGCCCCUAUUGAUUCCGUAUUCGAGCAAGUAGAGCAUCCUCUUGAAUUCGUCCAUGUUGUUGCCCUUGUUGAUGUUUGCCAGCAUUCGGUUGACUUCGCUAUUUACGAUUCCAACUGCACCGUAUUCAGUCAGAAAGAGUGGAUUCAUGUUGAUCUUGUAAUCAGCCAUCAGAGACUGUUCCAGGAAGACUGUCUCAGGCAGAAUGUGUUUGAUGACGUAGACGUGUCUGAAGUCAUUGGUUACGAAUGUCUUCAGGUCAUCAACAAACUCACUUUGGUAGAAGGCCAUUCCAAAUAG